AUGGAUGAAACAGUCGCGCCCAACCUGGUAGCAGAAUCGCUACAUCUCCAGCUCCGAGAAGCCUUUGGCGACCUGAUCAGCGCGACGUUCCCCCUCACCUUUGCCACCUUUUCGCGCCGCGUGGAUCCAGAUUGGAAGGUGUUCGUGCAGCGUCAUGCCAAAACACAGCCCGUCGCCAUCACGCUGAGUGUCCGCUGUCUCACCACCUGGUACUUGGCCCUGCGCCAUCAGGAUCAAGACAAGAUCACCGCCAGUCGACACAUGUACAGUCGCGCCCUGCGUUCACUCGCCGGCCUUCUGCGCAAUCCCGCGACCAUCACAUCCGAUACCACUCUCGCGUGUGCCAUGGCCUUGGCUGUCUAUGAGAUGUGGGAUGGCGUCAGUCCAAACUCCUGGCUUGUUCACUCAAGAGGGGUGAGAGCCUUGUUCCGACUUCGCGGCCCGGACGCCCAUCUGGACGGCUUCGGGCGGACUCUGUUCACCACCUAUCGAUCCUUUCUCGUGGCGGAUGCACUCAUCCACCAGGAGCCAUGUUUUAUGGCGGAGACGAGUUGGAGACAAAUGGUCCUGGCAGCGCUCGCUAGGGAAGAGCGGGAGGGCAAAGCCAGUCGCCUAGUCGACGUGACCGAAAAGCUCUUCAGUGAGAUUGUCCUCUGCCCAGGGUUCCUGAAGCAAACACGCGAUAUAAUCGCCCAGGCGACGUUGGAGCCCUCCACGGAGACGCUCAUGUCUGAAAUCCGACGUAGUCAGAGCAUCCUCAAGCGGCUUCGGCAGACAUUGACACUGGGGCAGAUCCAAGAGGAAGGCAGAGUGGAUAGUCCAAUCGGCGCGGAUUUCGUGCAGCCCAUCACUCGACUCAGUCUCGAGGGGGCAGACUCCGCAUUAGCCCUACUGAACCAAUUGUUGGUGAUCCUAGAUACCCACAAGAACCAAUCUCUAGAUCCGGAGAGCAAAAUGGGCCUGUCAGGAGAGAAUCCCUGGAGGAAGCCCCCCGUCCCACGAACCAUGCUGCUGCCCGCAGGCAGGCAUACGGAGAACAAGCUUGAUGACCGCUUAGAUCGGAUUCGCCGUAAUGAUCAACUCUGCCCCUCCGGGAAGGCGGUCAAGCGGCCAAAUUUGGUAUCGAUAGCCAAAACGCUCUCGACGCUUCCAAAAUUUUUCCAGCAUCGGCGCCCAACGAUGGUGAAGUCUUACUUAAAAUUCGAGCACGCGAAUACGUUCGGGCUCAUCGCAUCUGCUUCGUCGAAUGCGAUCUGGGCCCGAGACGAUGACCUGACCGGUGCUGCACGUCGCACUGGCUCCGGCCGAGCCAUCGUCGGCGCCAGCGAGGAGGUCUUGUGCUGGGAUAUCAAGAAAGGCGAACUGUUGGGGAGGUUUACCAUGGCCGAAAUGCUUCUCCUCUUACCUCUGGUUACCAGAGCUAACAUCUCGCUUGAAUCCAGCUACGAAGAUGGAAGCAUCCGCGUGUGGGAUUCCCGGACGGCUACGGUCAUCAUCGCCUUCAACGGUCACAAGUCGGCCAUUACCCAGCUUGCGUUCGACCCCUCCGGUGUCCGACUCGCCAGCGGCUCGAAAGAUACGGAUAUCAUUCUGUGGGAUCUAGUCGCCGAAGUUGGACAGUUCAAGCUGCGCGGUCAUACCGACCAAGUGACUUCCCUUCAGUUCCUCACGCCCUCCAUGGAGCUGCUCAAUGCCGCUGGGCUGAGUGAGCAUGCUGGCUUUCUGCUCACGACAGGCAAGGACUCUUUGGUUAAGGUGUGGGAUCUGGCCUCGCAACAUUGUAUCGAAACCCAUGUGGCGCAGUCGAAUGGAGAGUGCUGGGGCUUGGGUCUUUCGCCGGACCAGAGUGGGUGUAUCACGGCUGGCAAUGACGGCGAGCUCAAGGUCUGGUCGAUUGACGAGAGUGCCAUGCUCGAGAUUUCCAAGGAGAAGGUGGGCUCGGAGAAUCGCAGAGUUCUGACCGAGAGGGGUACGUUCUACCGCAACGGCAAAGACCGCACGAUCGGCGUGAGUUUUCAUCCACGUGCGGACUAUGUGGCUUUUCAUGGAUCCGAGAAGGCGGUUGAGAUCUGGCGCAUUCGCUCCGAGACUGAGGUGCAGAAGAGUCUCGCACGGAAGCGCAAGAGAAGAAAGGAAAAGGAAGCUCAACGCGCAGCUGAGCAGGAUGGGACCGCCCCGGAAGCCGACACUGACAAACCCGAAGACAUUGCUUCCGCCCCAGUGACGGAAAUCUUCGUGCAACACGUCAUUGUCCGGACUGGCGGCAAGGUGCGGUCUUUCGACUGGGUCAAGCCCAAAUCUACCGGCAACCUUCAGCUCAUUGCGGCGACGACGAACAACCAACUCGAGGCUUACAGCGUGGUGCAGGCCAACAAGAAGAACAAGGAUGAGGAUGAGUCGGACUACACUCGGAGUCUCGCGGUUGACCUCCCCGGCCACCGCACCGACGUUCGGUCAAUUGCUUUGAGCUCGGAUGACCGCAUGUUGGCUUCAGCGUCCAAUGGCAGUUUGAAGAUCUGGAACUUACGGACACAGAGCUGUCUGCGGACUUUGGAGUGCGGCUAUUCGCUGUGUUCUGCCUUCCUUCCGGGUGACAAGAUCGUGGUGGUCGGCAACAAGGAUGGCCAGUUGGAGGUUUUCGAUAUCGCGUCAUCGACACUCCUGGAUACCAUCAACGCCCACGAUGGCCCUGUAUGGUCGCUCCACGUCCACCCCGACGGCAAGUCCCUGGUCAGCGGAAGUGCAGACAAGUCGGCCAAGUUCUGGAAUUUCCAGGUGGUUCAGGAAGACAUUCCUGGCACUAAGCGGACGACCCCGCGGCUCAAGUUGGUCCACACUAGGACUCUGAAGGUCUCCGAUGACAUUCUCAACAUCCGCUUCUCGCCGGAUGCUCGCCUACUUGCUGUGGCUCUCCUGGACAAUACCGUGAAGGUCUUCUUUGCCGACUCCCUCAAGCUCUUCCUCAACCUCUACGGUCACAAACUCCCUGCUCUGAGCAUGGACAUCUCAUGGGACAGCAAGCUCAUCGUCACCUGCUCGGCGGACAAGACCGUCCGUCUCUGGGGCCUGGACUUUGGUGAUUGUCACAAGGCCUUCCUGGCCCACGAGGACAGCAUCAUGGCCGUGGCGUUCGUGCCGACGAACAAGGAAGGAAAUGGACACAACUUCUUCAGCGCCAGCAAGGAUCGGCUCAUCAAAUACUGGGAUGGCGACAAGUUUGAGCAGAUCCAAAAGUUGCCUGGCCACCACGGUGAAAUCUGGGCUCUCGCCAUCAGCCACAAUGGCGAGUUCGUCGUCAGCGCCAGCCACGACAAGAGCAUCCGCACCUGGCAGCAGACGGAUGAGCCGCUCUUCCUCGAGGAAGAACGUGAGAAGGAGCUGGAAGAGAUGUACGACAACACGCUGACCGCCUCCCUCGAGCAGGAGGAGGGUGAGGACGGCGAAAAGGCGGAGGCUGUCGAUGCCGGGAAACAGACUACCGUGACCCUGAUGGCGGGAGAGAAGAUCAUGGAAGCGCUGGACUUGGGCAUGGAAGACCUGGAGGUGAUGCGCGAAUGGCGUGCCAUCAAGGCUUCCCAGCCGAACGCCGCGCCACCCAGCCGGAACCCCCUGUACAUGGCGCUGGGCAAUAUCUCUGCCGAACAGCAUGUGUUGAGCGUUGUGCAGAAGGUCCCCGCGGCGUCGCUUCAAGACGCGCUGCUCGUGUUGCCCUUCUCGAAGCUGCCGGCGCUGUUCACGUUCCUCAAUAUCUGGGCCACCCGGGAAUGGAACAUCCCCCUCACCUGCCGCGUUCUGUUUUUCAUGCUGAAGACGCACCACCGCCAGAUCAUCGCCAGCAAGAUGAUGCGGCCGAUGCUGGACAGCAUCCGGGCCUCGCUGCGGAGAGUGCUGGCGCGCCAGAAGGACGAGAUGGGAUUCAAUCUCUCCGCGCUGCAGUUUGUCGGCCGCCAGAUCAAGGAGCAAAGCACCAAGGACUACGUGGAUGAGGACCUGUGGGAGGAGCAGGAGAAGACUACGGCGACGGGCAAGAAGCGGCAAUUUACCAUCUAUCUUAAGCUGCGGUACCUCCAUCCAACGCUUGCCUUAGCUCUAAUUACGCGAAAGACCUAG
Messenger RNA from Aspergillus terreus NIH2624, 4110 nucleotides. Its product is annotated as snoRNA-binding rRNA-processing protein DIP2. NCBI's taxonomy places the organism in Eukaryota, Fungi, Ascomycota, Eurotiomycetes, Eurotiales, Aspergillaceae. Gene Ontology annotation, molecular function: protein binding; snoRNA binding. Bases 1 to 4110 code for a protein of 1369 amino acids. The transcript is spliced from 6 exons. Gene Ontology annotation, biological process: maturation of SSU-rRNA. Gene Ontology annotation, cellular component: Pwp2p-containing subcomplex of 90S preribosome; small-subunit processome. The record is from RefSeq and is a predicted model, not a curated record.